AUGACCAACAAAAUCGAAUAUAAAUCGGGUUUUUUGCCUUUAUUUAAACUACGGCGAACUUUUUACAACCCGCGAGCGAAAUUUUCACAUUGGUGGUCACCAUUUCACUUUCCAUCUCGAACAAAGCGAGUAUUUAUCGCCAUUAUUCUUGAUUGGAUACUAAUAUUAUUGAUGUUUGGUUUGACUCAAUGGUUUUUCGUCGGGCCAAAGCCACCAAAAGCCUACUUCUCAAUAAAUGACGAGAGUCUAAAACAUCCGUUAGUCGAUGAGAUUAUUUCCGCGGAUAGUGCCACUGUUAUUAAUGCUGUUGGACCGUUUGUGUUGUUGUUGGUCUUGGAAGUGUUGUUCUUUUGGGAUCGAUGGGAUGUGUAUCAUUUGGCCACGGGACACGCACAGUCUAUUGCAAUGUCAUUAUUUUUUACUUCGUUGUUCUGGAUUACCGUUGGUGGUCAUUUGGGACUGCGGCCGACUUUUCUAACAAAAUGCGAUCCAGAUCCAACUAAAAUUAUACCCAAUAUCACUUACUACGAUAAUUCUAUUUGCAGAGAAGAUUUGAGCAAAAUUGAAUAUCAAGGUUUUCCAAGCGGCCAUGCGUCAACUGCUUUUGCUGGGUGGGUUUUCUUUACAUUGUAUAUUAAUGGAAAAGCCAAGCCAUGGAAUGGAGGAGCACAUUUUUGGAAGGUACUCAUCCUUCUACUCCCACUAUCAUUCGCAACAUGGAUAUCACUAACACGCGUAAUAGACUUUCGUCAUUUCCCCUACCAAAUAAUAAUCGGUGGUAUGAUUGGAAUCAUGGCUGCGUUAAUAGCAUUUCGACUAAAUUUCGUGGUGAAUGGGUGGUUUGUCGCGCUAGGUGAAAAUAAUGACCAUAUUCCGGCACAUUAUCAUUUUCUAAAUGAAAUUGAGAUAAAUCGAUCUUUGCAUGGCGGAGAAAAUAAUGUUUAA
Molecule: messenger RNA, 945 nt
Organism: Ambispora gerdemannii
Lineage: Eukaryota; Fungi; Glomeromycota; Glomeromycetes; Archaeosporales; Ambisporaceae
Source: the annotation of a GenBank genome assembly